Physeter macrocephalus (sperm whale) is the source of this 2810-nucleotide messenger RNA. It is a transcript of the gene PPP1R16A, whose product is annotated as protein phosphatase 1 regulatory subunit 16A. Lineage: Eukaryota; Metazoa; Chordata; Mammalia; Artiodactyla; Physeteridae. The transcript is spliced from 12 exons. The record is from RefSeq and is a predicted model, not a curated record. Gene Ontology annotation, molecular function: myosin phosphatase regulator activity; protein binding; enzyme inhibitor activity. Bases 943 to 2517 code for a protein of 524 amino acids. Gene Ontology annotation, cellular component: cytoplasm.
AGAAGUGACUUGCCAGGCUUCUUGUGGGCUUUGGAGGUAGUCCAGAGGAGAAACUGAAGCCUUUCUGGGGCAAGUUCCUUAAACUUCCAGGGGUUCAAGUGACCUCACUUGGGGGGAUCCUGGGCUCCAGCUCACAGAUCGGUGUCCGGGCGGGAAUAGUAGCUGCUGUGUGGCCAGCCGGAGCACCUGCCGUGUACAGCUGGGCCGCCGGCUCCUCCGAAGGGGAGGCCUUCCUGAAGACACAGCUGCCAGGCCCGCUGUACCCUCGGUGCCCUGGCCGCUUAGAGAGCCUCAGCCCCAGGCGCUGGGGGCCGGACCCCGGGACUCUGGACACACACCCGCCUGGGCCUCCUGUGGCCACACCUCCUCGUUAGCACCGACCCCCAGAAGGCUGGGGGCCUGGGGAGGGAAGGCCCCCGCCAUGGCUGCUCCUAGACCCCACCUGGUCCCCUAAGGCCUGUUAGGUGAGAGGGGCUUUUAGGGCUCCCAGGGGCCUCUGCCCCUUGUCCUGGCAUCCCCUUCCCCUCGGCGAGGUGUCAGGGAGCUGCAACUUCGUUAUCUGGGUCAUUAGUUUCAGACGCUGAACUGAGGCUGGCCGGCUCCAGGACUGCUUCCCACAGGGUGGGCACCCUGACCCCACGAGGGAGGGAGGCCUUGUCCAUCGAGCAGCCGAGGUGCCAGGGCCCUGGGAGGCCGGCUGCAGGUGCCCGCCCUUGCUGCCCUUUCUGCCUGGGGCCCGGGCCCCUCAUGGCUGCCCGGGUCUGGUCACAGCGGGGGAACUUCUGACCCAGCCUUGCCAGGGGCAGAGGACACCGAGCCUUAGAGAGGGGAUGCCCCGCAGGGUGCCAGUCCAGCCAGCUGCCCCGCCUCUCAGGCCCAGCCUGGCCCCCGCGCUUCCCGGUCCGGUGCCCCCAGCAGCCCCCCUGGCAGGCAGCCCCCGCCAUGGCCGAGCACCUGGAGCUGCUGGCAGAGAUGCCCGUGGUGUGCAGGAUGAGCACCCAGGAGCGGCUGAAGCACGCCCAGAAGCGGCGCGCCCAGCAGGUGAAGAUGUGGGCCCAGGCUGAGAAGGAGGCCCACGGCAGGAGGGGCCCGCGGAAGCAGUCACUGAAGGAGGCGGCCGGCGGCUGGCCCCAGAAGCGGGUCCUCUUCCCCCCCAGCGUUGCCCUUCUGGAGGCGGCUGCCCGGAAUGACCUGGAGGAAGUCCGCCAGUUCCUCGAGAGUGGGGUCAGCCCUGACCUGGCCAAUGAGGAUGGCCUGACCGCCCUGCAUCAGAGCUGCAUCGAUGACUUCCAGGAGAUGGUGCAGCAGCUCCUGGAGGCUGGGGCCAAGGUCAAUGCCCGUGACAGUGAGUGCUGGACACCCUUGCACGCCGCGGCCACCUGUGGCCACCUGCACCUGGUGGAGCUGCUCAUUGCUCGUGGUGCCGACCUCCUGGCAGUCAACAUGGAUGGGAACAUGCCCUACGACCUGUGUGAGGACGAGCCGACACUGGGCUGCCUGGAGACGGCCAUGGCCAGCCGUGGCAUCACCCAGGACAGCAUCGAGCGGGCCCGGGCCUUGCCCGAGCUGCAUAUGCUGGAGGACAUCCGGAGCCUGCUGCAGGCGGGGGCAGACCUCAAUGCCCCCCGGGACCACGGGGCCACGCUGCUACACAUCGCCGCGGCCAACGGGUUCGGCGAGGCGGCUGCCCUGCUGCUGGAACACAGGGCCAGCCUGAGCACCAAGGACCGCGACGGCUGGGAGCCACUGCACGCGGCGGCCUACUGGGGCCAGGUGCACCUGGUGGAGCUGCUCGUGGCACACGGGGCUGACCUGAACGGCAAAUCCCUGAUGGACGAGACGCCUCUCGACGUGUGCGGGGACGAGGAGGUGCGGGCCAAGCUGCUGGAGCUGAAACACAAGCACGACGCGCUCCUGCGCGCCCAGGGCCGCCAGCGUUCGCUGCUGCGUCGACGCACCUCUAGCGCCGGCAGCCGGGGGAAGGUGGUGAGGCGGGUGAGCCUGACGCAGCGCACCAGCCUGUACCGCAAGGAGCACGCCCAGGAGGCCAUCGUGUGGCAACAACCCCCGCCUACCAGCCCGGAGCCUUCCGAGGAGGAUGAGGACCGCCAGACAGACGCGGAGCUCCGGCGGCCGCCCCCCGAAGAGGACCCAGAGGCGGCCAGGCAGCACAACGGCCGAGUGGGGGGCCCCCCCGGGCGGCACCUGUACUCCAAGCGGCUGGACCGAAGUGUCUCCUACCAGCUGAGCCCCCUGGAGAGCACCACCCCUGACGCCCUGGUCCAGGCCAAGGCCCCCCACACCCUGGCAGAGCUGAAGCGUCAGCGGGCUGCCGCUAAGCUGCAACGACCCCCGCCUGAGGGGCUCGAGGCCGCUGAGUCUGAACUGCCUGUGGACACCGAGACCCCCCAGCCGGAGUGUGGCUCCGGGGCUGGUGGAGACCCACCCCUGCUCAAACUCACAGCCCCCUCAGAAGAGGCCCGCGUGGACAAGAGGCCGUGCUGCCUGCUCAUGUGAGGGGCUGGCGCUUGGGUGGCCAAGGUCCCACCCACUGCCAGGCCCAGGGCCCCUGCUCUGCGUGCCGCAACGUGUGUUCCGGGCUAGGCCGCCAGCCUCCUCCUUCCUCGGGGAUGGACCUGUGGCAGAGGCUGUACCUGGGAAGCACCUGGCUGCAGAGACCUAGUUUCAUUCUGUGACUCUCAAUAAAGGGCCGUUCUGCCACCUGCCCUGUCGUGUGUCUCAGCUGGGCCGCCACUGCCAUGUGGGGCCAGCAGGCUGCAGUGAAGAGGGUGCCCCCUUCCCAGAUUCCC